Bolinopsis microptera is the source of this 1376-nucleotide messenger RNA. RefSeq lists its product as uncharacterized. Gene Ontology annotation, cellular component: ciliary transition fiber; centriole. The record is from RefSeq and is a predicted model, not a curated record. NCBI's taxonomy places the organism in Eukaryota, Metazoa, Ctenophora, Tentaculata, Lobata, Bolinopsidae. Gene Ontology annotation, biological process: cilium assembly; mitochondrion organization; chemical synaptic transmission.
UUCGGAUGAAGAAGAAGAUGAAUCCAGCCCGAGGCGGUCCUCAAUAUUAGUCACGCCUGGUCCCUCUCCCCGUAAGGAAAAGAGAAUCAGCUUUGCCGGGGCAGUUGACAAAGUCUUCAGAGUUGUCACUCCCGAAAUACUUAAGAGAGACCUCGCAGCGACAUUGGGAAUGCCCACUCCUCCCAAUUCCAGAGAUGUUAUCGAUCUUCCAGAACUUUCUAAUAUGGAUGGGCUCAGUCCAGAGGAACGGUUUAGUGUAUACGAGGAGAAGAUCCUCCAGUUCAGAGAUCAGGCAUUAAAGAUAGUGUCAGAAAACUCAAGGUUAAAGAAGUUGGUGUCCGAACAAAGUGCACAAGAUGUGGAGACUGUCCAAAAGCAGGCUCAACAAGUCCUUCAAGAGAACCGCAUCCUCAUUAAGGAGCAACAAAUGAACGAAGCCCGGUGGCAGGAGCUGAUAGAGGAGAGAAACCAGGAGGUUUUGAGAAUGAGAGCAACUUGUUCAAACAUGGAAGAUCAGAACACGACUCUCCUCAAGCGGUGUGAGAAGUUGGAGGGAAGGAAUGAAGAGCUUAGGGAGGCGUACAACAGCAUCGUGUCCACAGUUACCCAAGCGGACGACUUUGUUCCUGUCUCCGCUCACCUGAGCUCGGUGGAGGGAUACAAAGUAGCUCUGGAAGAGCUGAGAAAGAGAUAUGAUGAUAACGUGCAUGAUAAGGAGGAUGAGAUGGAGGGACUGGAGAAAACAGUUGCUCAGUUGUCUGAACGCGUCGAGGUAUUAGAGGAGGAUAAAUCUCUUCUGGUUGGGCAAUGUAAAGGACUGAAAGGAGCCCUAGAAAAAGCUCAACACAGCUCAACCCGUCACAAAAGAGAGGCAGUGCAACUAACGCAACGAAUCAACACGCUCAAAGUGUCCUUAGCUCAGGCUAUAAACAUUGCCGAGCAAAGUACUCUUCACAAACUCGAACUUGCCGAGAUUUUACAGAUAUCUGAUCUUCAAGAGAAACAGAAACGUUCUACCCACAAGCAUAGCACCGAUACCAGGGUCAAAGAAGUCAAGAAAAUUGCAAACGCAAAGCUAAAAUCCUGCGCUGAAAUUUUACAGGAGCGAGAGGAGGAGCAUGAUCGGAGUAUCUCAAAACUGAACGACAGAAUAACCAAGCUCAAGAUGCGGUGUCACAACAAGGACGAUAUGAUCCAUAAUUUAACGAACUCUGACAGGACUCACUCGCCCGAGUCCGCAUAGAUUUUAGUUUGGAUGCUUCGCAGCCGAGAGCAUAGCUCAGAGUUUUGUAUAAUUUUGUUUAUGAUGUAAUUUCUUGUAUUUGUAAUGCUAAUUUAUAUUAUUGUUUGCCCUAACAUUUUUAGGGCUUGGAAAA